Messenger RNA from Oppiella nova, 834 nucleotides. NCBI's taxonomy places the organism in Eukaryota, Metazoa, Arthropoda, Arachnida, Sarcoptiformes, Oppiidae. The record is from the annotation of a GenBank genome assembly.
AUGGGUCUCACUGUUAUUGGACGUGAGCUCAAAUUCAGACAAUUCAUUAAAUUGAGAGCAAAGGAGAUGACGAAACGGAUGAUUCUCCGAACCGUUGAAAUCAGUGAAAAGACUUAUUAUGAGUGGUGCAAAAUCGACGACCAGGACCUGCCGUUCAUAACUGUCCCAAGAUCUGGAGGUCGCGAUAGGAUCACAGAACCAGAAGAUGACCAAUUACUAAGUGAGACUGCAAUCGCCAACAACUGGUCUAAUUUGAAUGAAUUGAGACAAUUGCCGGCAAUUCAAGGCAAUGCAAACAUUGCAGCAGCGAGUGGUCGUACCCUUAGGAGGCGAUUGAGUGAUCAGGGUGUCAGACAUCGUGUCGCAGCCAUUAAAGAGCGGUUGCGAGAGUUCCAUAAGGAAAGGCGACUCAUUUAUGCGGAACAGUUCGUUAACUGGACACUUGUGGAUUGGUCACGUGUCAUAUUCAUUGAUGAAUUCGGGAUAUCGACUGGAGAAGGCGGUCGUGUUUGGAUUUGGCGGACAUGUGGCACUCGAUAUGAUGAGCGAAACCUCGCUUUAAUUCAGAGAACACGCAGAUUCAGUGUUUCAUUUAUUGCGAUUCUCAGCCCUGAUCUCAAUGCGUGUGAGAAUGUGGGCGCGAUGAUCAAGAAUUUGGUUCGGACUGAGCGCCAGCCCAUCGAGUCAGAGGACCAGUUGUGGGAAGCAGUGUCAAGGGCUCAUCAGACAAUGGUAGGCCCACAAUGGCGACAAUAUUUUAUUGAUUUGCUUAAUUCAAUGCCUCGACGAAUGGAAGAGGUGAUCACAGCACAGGGAGGUCACACACAUUAUUAA